This is a messenger RNA of Eutrema salsugineum, 2141 nucleotides long. RefSeq names its product transmembrane protein 53. Bases 514 to 1836 code for a protein of 440 amino acids. NCBI's taxonomy places the organism in Eukaryota, Viridiplantae, Streptophyta, Magnoliopsida, Brassicales, Brassicaceae. The record is from RefSeq and is a predicted model, not a curated record. The transcript is spliced from 6 exons.
UCUUUUUUUUUUCUCUCCUUUCUCUCUGAUUCACAUAAUUACUCUUCCUCGUUCCAUCAUCAUCUCGUUUUUUCCUUUUCUGUCUCUCAGCUUCUUCAAUUUUACAUUGGUUAAUCUUAUGAAAUUCGGAUUUUGUUUUUAUCACACCCAAAAAUUUAUCAGUGGUUUCGAAUUCCGGUGCAAAAGAAAUGAUUACUUUUUUUGGUUUCCGUCGAUUUAUACUUGUGCUGGUCAACGCUUCUCGCCCGUAGAAUGGGCUUGUCGUCAUCAUCACGUCGUGUUCCAUUCCUUUUCGAGAGAGAUCUAUGCGAUUGAUUUGGGAAAUUCUCGUGAGGAGCGUGUGUAAAGAGAGAGAGAGAUUAGACUCUGACAACUAAUUAGUCCAUUGAGGUCGGGCUGUCAAAUUUUGACAGCCCGAGUUAGAAGAACCAAAUGAAGCUUCCAGGACUCGUUACCACUGAAAUGAGAUUGGUAUGCUAGAUUUGGAGUCUAUUGGAUUAGGUUGUGGCCAUCAUGGGUUCUUUGUCUGGGAUUAUUCAACGGCCACUUGUUGCUGCUGCUGCUGUUAUUGCCGCUUCUGUGUCUGCUGAUGUCUCUGAUAAGUUCUCGUCUCUUAGAUCACUAGUUCGAGGUUCUGAAUCAGAGCAGAUUGUUGCUUCAGUGUCCGGUUCAGUUCAGGACGAAAGGUCCUUGUGGGUUUCUCAAAUCCCGUCCUCCAAGCUCGCUAAUCUAUCUUUUGUGUCGAGGAUUCGUGUUCCUGUGCCAAAUGUUGAUCUCCUAGCUCCUAAUCCGAGCUGUAAUCUUGCUCCUUUUGUUACUUCUUUGUCCGCUCUUCGUAGCGUUUAUCAGUCUGCAGAAUUGGCUAAGGCAUCAAAACCAGUGGCAUUCACAGUUGGGGCCUCGCUUGUUGUUCCUGAUGUUUCCUACAGGUGGCAUUUGCCUGAGACUAAUGCAAUCGAUCUGUCUAGUUCCUCGAGUUGUGCCUCUGAAAAGAAUAGAACUGUUGUGGUUUUGCUUGGAUGGCUUGGAUCGAAGCAGAAGCAUCUGAAGAAAUAUGCAGAUUGGUAUACUUCAAGGGGUUACCAUGUCAUCACAUUUACUCUUCCCAUGAAUGAGGUUAUGAGCUAUCAAGUUGGAGGGAAAGCAGAGAAGAACAUCGAGUCGCUGGUUAAUCACUUGGCUGAUUGGUUGGAUGAAGAGCAACAGAAAAAUCUCGUCUUUCACACCUUCAGCAACACCGGAUGGUUAACAUAUGGAGCCAUUUUGGAAAAGUUUCAGAAGCAAGAUUCAUCAUUGAUGGGAAGGGUUAAAGGUUGCAUAGUAGACUCAGCUCCUGUCGCUGCUGCAGAUCCUACGGUAUGGGCAUCAGGUUUCUCAGCUGCGUUCUUGAAGAAAAACAGCGUAGCCACUAAAGGAUAUACAAGCUCAUCAUGUGAGUCAAACAUGGGAGCACGGAUCAACGAGAUAAGUUUCUCAGAGCCUAAACCUGCUGCAACAGAAACAGCUUUGCUUUUGGUUCUCGAAAAGUUCUUCUCGGUGAUACUAAAUCUUCCCAAAGUAAACAGGAGACUAGCUGAUGUUGUAGACACAUUAUCAUCAGCACAACCAAGAUGUCCUCAGCUAUACAUUUACAGUUCUGCAGAUAGAGUUAUACCCGUGGGACAAGUUGAAUCAUUCAUUGUAGAGCAGAGGAAAGCGGGACACGAGGUCCGAGCCCGCAACUUCAUAUCUUCACCUCAUGUAGACCAUUUCAGGAGUAACCCAGAUCUCUAUACAGCUGAGCUCAACCAUUUCAUGAACAAUUGUGUUCUUGCUUGCUGCAAACAUUCUUCAUAGCGACUUCCACAAGUGUUGUUGUUGCUAACUUCUUUUUGGGGUCAUUUUUUAAACUCUAUACAGAGAAGAUAAAAGAAAGAUACUGAUUGAUGAUUCUUUUGGUUUGGAUUGGGUAUAUAGACUAUUUGUUACAGUUAAAAAGAUUGAUUCUUCCCUUGUAAAUGGUUGGAUUUUGUACAUUUAGGAGAAUGAAGAUUCAAGAAAGUGACAUCCUUUGUUUUGGAAUUUGGGCUAUUGAGACACCAAUCGUAAAGUAUUUUGCUCUUUUCGUAAUUUUAAAGAAUUACUAGGGAUAACAUCGCAAU